Messenger RNA from Cheilinus undulatus (humphead wrasse), 2081 nucleotides. RefSeq names its product zinc finger protein 385D-like. NCBI's taxonomy places the organism in Eukaryota, Metazoa, Chordata, Actinopteri, Labriformes, Labridae. Gene Ontology annotation, cellular component: nucleus. The coding region runs from base 78 to 1304 and encodes 408 amino acids. Gene Ontology annotation, molecular function: zinc ion binding; nucleic acid binding. The record is from RefSeq and is a predicted model, not a curated record. The transcript has 8 exons.
AUGGGAAGGAGCAGCAGCUGAGCCGCAGGAGAGAGAGAGAGCAGACGGAGGAGAGAAAGCUUCCUCUCUGCUUGCAGAUGAAACAUACUUCUCUGUCUCUGAGCUUCAGGAUCUCUGGUCUCCGCACCGACAUGUAUUUUGGUAACUUGUGUCACAGUGCUCUACCGCCGCUGGCUCGUCCUACGCUGGGCAGGACGCCGCCCACAUCAGAUACCAAGCCCCUCCUCCCUUUCCACUUGCUGCCUGGGUUCAGUGAUAUGGAUCCCGUCCACAAAGCUCUGAUUGGCCCAGGCUUUGGGCCAAUUUCACCUCUGAAGAGAAAACCCAGCGCCUGUGGAGUGUGUCGACAGAGGUUUAACUCCGAGGCGCAGGCUACGUCCCAUUACAGCGGCACCAAACACGCAAAAAGGCUGAAAUCUCUUGACGCCCCCGAUUCAAAGAUCAGGACCUCUGAACCUGUAGCCAAGGAAACCACAUCGCAAAUGCUCCCAUCGCCCUGCUCACAGCCCUCCAGCUCCGACACAACAUCAGGAGAAACGUCAGCCCCAAACUCUUCCUCAGAGGUGUCACCAUCCUGCGACAGCCCCCCUGAAACUGUGACAGCACACUCUGAACCCUCCCUGUCACCCAGUCCAACAAGGCCAGAAAAGGAGACACAAGGAGACGGUGAGGCAGAGAUGAUACCAGAGGAAGAAACAGAAGAAGAAAAAGCUAAACGUCUACUUUAUUGUUCCCUCUGCAAAGUAGCUGUCAACUCAGCCUCCCAGCUCCAGGCUCACAACAGCGGAACUAAGCACAAGACGAUGCUGGAGGCGAGAAGCGGUGAUGGAGCCAUCAAGUCAUUCCCGAGGAUGGGGGUUAAAGCCAAGUUGGCUGCCCCAUUAGAGUCGUCAACGGGACUCCAAAACAAAACUUUCCACUGUGAGAUCUGUGAUGUUCAUGUCAACUCUGAGACUCAGCUCAAACAGCACAUCAGCAGCAGGAGACACAAAGACAGAGCAGCAGGAAAACCAGCCAAGCCAAAGUUCAGCCCUUACCCUCCCACCCAGCGUCACCAGGGUUUCCAGGCAAUUCGUCUCACUCUACAGAAGAACCAAGACAUGACCAAACCCUUGGCCUCGUGUCUACUACAGCGUCAACUCUCUGUCGCCGCUGCUGCAGCGAUGGCAACACUGCCCUCCUUCACUCUCUCCCCGGCUUCAAACUCAAACCCCCACCUUUUUCAGAACCAGGCGCUGCUGCAUCCCGCACCAAGACCCAGCUUCUGCUCGACACAUGCACCAGUUCUGUUUUCACCUUACUGACCAGGCUGAAGUAUCAGAUCUAAACCACGGCCUAAAAACACACCUAAGACGGGGCUUACUAAGUUCCACACAACUUUAGACACUGUGGGUGUCAUGGACAAGGAAGGGGCCCAAUCUACGAGGCAGCUCAAGAUGGAGGAAAUACAGUCCGGGAAAAAGUGGGAUUUCUGAUCUGUAUGUGUAUGUGUGGGUGCAUGCUCAGAUACAGCCAUCACAGACAUAAAACUGUUUUAUUUGUUCAUGCACUACAGCUGAAAGGCUUGUGUGAUUUUAUUGCACCAGCAGUAUUUUUCCAAAGUAUUAUUAUUACAAGGUUACAAAAGAUGGCUCACAGCACUUACACUUCCCUCAGUAGUUACCAUGAGGUCUGUUUUAAUCGCGCCAUAUCAAUGAUAUUUGCUUUUAUUCAAUGAAAUUUCACCAAGAAAACAUGUAAACAAUAUAAAGGAUUCAUUCCCUUGGAAUAGAUCUGGAAAUUGUACUUUGAAAAGAUUAGUCAGAUCAGUUUGUCCUCUGCUGUUGUUUUUGACAAAGUUGAUGUAAGAAAAAAGUAACAUUGAUGGCCACAUCUUGUACCAAAAGUUUAACUAUUUUCAAUCCUAGAGCACCCUGAGAGAAGCAUCCAAAAAGAGAGCCUCUCUGCUCUUUGAAUGCUGAGCUCACCAUUGGUUUUGUUCGAGAAAAUGGGUGUUUACACUUAAUAGAACAACAUUAGUGGAAAUGGGCAACUAAAUACUCAAUUCAGCUGAAUAUUUACAGUGCCUGGGGAAAGUGUCC